AAAAAAUGCUCGACGGAUCAGCCAAAGACACUCAUCCCCCAUUCCCCACUCCUACUCCCCAGCCCGAACUCCGCCGCCGCCGCCAUCCAUCUCCGCCGCCGCAACCUACCUUUUCCAGCCGCCACCCUUUCCAAGCUAUGGAGAAGCCGGCGGAGGAGCCGAUGUCCAGGCUCACCCACGACCUAAUCGCGGAGAUCCUCUCUCGCGUGCCCUACAAAUCACUCUGCAUCUGCAAGUGCGUCUGCCCGACCUGGCGUAACCUCAUCGCCGACCCCGCGCACCGGAAGAAGAUGGCGCAGACUCUGGCCGGCUUCUUCUACCACAUCAACAACGAAGCCACGGCCGAGCCCCGCGGCUUCGCCGGCGUCAAGUACGCGGAUAUGUCUGCUUUCCCUUGGUCCAGCGUCCCCGAGACCCACCCGCGCCUGCCACUACCGCCCGACAGCACGGACCGCUUCUUCUCCCUCGAGGGUUCCUGCGAUGGGCUGUUUCUUGCAAGCAUGCGCACGGGCACCCCUGCUGCAAAUUUUCGGUACAUGGUCUCCAAUCCAACUACCAGUGAGUAUAUCGUGCUGCCCCACUCUGGCCAAGACGCCGGCAACAUCAGCAACGCUUACCUGGGUUUCGACAGUGCUGUAUCCACUCAAGAGUUUCAUGUGUUCGAGUUUGUACAGGAUUUGUCACCCCCGGACCACCGGGGCUUACAAUCCGUGGUUGUGACCGGAGUGAGGAUUUACUCUUCAAAAACUGGUGCAUGGGUAGCAAUGGAACCCAAAUGGGACAUCCAAGUUGGCUUGUGCUUUGGUCAACCUGGAGUUUUCCAUAAGGGAUGUUUGCACUUGCUCACAGGUGAGAACGGUUUGGCGGUAGUUGAUGCAGAAGGGCUAAGAUGGAGAACUGUCCCGCUGCCAAUACCCGUUGCUAGGAGUUUCGCAGGUCUCAUCGGGAAGUCUGCCGGACAGCUACUUUAUAUCGCCUCCCUUGAUAGUCAAGGAUAUGGCUCAGACAGAUCUUUGACUAUAUCGGUUUACGUUCUUAGUGUUGAGAUUUAUAACUGGGAUGUCUGUCAUCAGGAUGACAAACGCAUGUACUGGAAAUUGUACAAGUUUUCAGAUGUAAUUCCAGAGAAGAAGUUUCCCAAACUCAUUGGAGUACACCCACAUGCCAAUCUGAUCUUCAUAGCUCAUUCAGAAAACGAACUGUUGGCAUAUGAUUUGGAUCGUCAUGAAAGUCCAGUUGUAUAUCACCUUGACCAUAAGUACCAGAUAUUUAUGCAAUUUUGCCCAUAUGUGCCGCUGUUGUCCUGUUUACCAUUGGACGGAGCAAUACGGCUGGCAGCUCCCAAUUGAUGAAUGUUCUGCUGAUUGGAAAACGGGCAGCCAUGGGUGAGGUACUCCGUUGCAUUUUCAAGUGAAAUCUUCACAAGGAUUAAAAUGGAGAUGAUGCAUUGUUUGUAGAAAAUGCCAAGUCUAGUUUUCAGUUUGAUCUGUAUUGUUUUUCAUGACUAUUAUUGCCUCUGGCUGGCUGUUUCACUAGUGGAUGUGUUGGUGCGGGUUGUUGUAUGCUCUAUGCCUUUUGAUAUGCAACACGUAUAGCUGUAUGAGACAUUUCAGUGUGUACCUGUUUUGGCUAAGCCAGAUUUGUUUGUGUUAGUAUAUGAACACAUACAUACAAUCUGAGCCGUAUAAAUGGGUGUGAGACAUUUGGUAUGAGUUGUUGUAUGUUCUUUAUUGCUCAUUGGAACAAUGAACUGAUUGCAUAUG
Molecule: messenger RNA, 1763 nt
Organism: Triticum urartu
Lineage: Eukaryota; Viridiplantae; Streptophyta; Magnoliopsida; Poales; Poaceae
Product: F-box protein At5g07610-like
Molecular function (GO): protein binding
Source: RefSeq, a predicted model, not a curated record